This is a messenger RNA of Asparagus officinalis (garden asparagus), 2314 nucleotides long. RefSeq lists its product as uncharacterized. The transcript is spliced from 13 exons. The coding region runs from base 70 to 2061 and encodes 663 amino acids. Lineage: Eukaryota; Viridiplantae; Streptophyta; Magnoliopsida; Asparagales; Asparagaceae. The record is from RefSeq and is a predicted model, not a curated record.
CGCCAAAAUUCCACCCCUAUUUCUAUCUCCUCCAAAACCUAAACCCUAAAAAGUCUUCACUCCGACUCAAUGGAUCCGCUGUCAGAGGUCCCCGGCAGCGAGAUCGAAGAGAACGACGCUUUUAUAGGAUUUGUGGAGCACGCAAGAUCAAUGCUUGCUUCAUCAUUGUCGGAGGAGGGCGGAGACAAUGACGGCGGCGGCGGCCGCGGCGAUGGAUCGGACCCUUCAUGGAGCUGGGUCUUGUCUCGGAUCCUCAAGACCUGCAUCGCUUACUCUAGCGGGGUCACACCAGCGAUCCUUCUAUCGGAUCUAUUUCAGGCUUGGAGCGAGAAGCACAGAUAUGCCACCUCAAAGAAAAAGUUGGAAUGCACGGUUUCAUUGAAGAAGAAGAACAAGAGAACAAGGCUUCCAAACACUGUUACCAUUGAUUCCAUAUAUGAGAAGAAUUUCCUUUCUCAGAGUAGCAUUCUCGAAGCUUUUGUUGUGGAUGCCUUCCUUCUUCCAGGCACAAACAUAUAUUUGCUAAAUUUGGGCGAUCUGUGGAGUUCAUAUACCAUUGAUCUGUAUCUCCAUCGCAGGUACUAUCAUUUGGUUGAUCUAGAUCAUGGGAUUCUGAAGAAAGGGCGUGAGAUAUUCCUCACAGGAUGUAGUCUCCGUACUCCUAUUGGAGGUUCUGGUCAUCCUCGCCUUUUGCCGACAGAGUAUCUGGUUAUAUUGUUAGAUGAGGAUCAAGAUGAGGAUGCUAUGCUGCUGGGUGCGCAGUUCUGCUCUGAUUCUUUCUCAUCCAUAUCCGUUGAUGCGGUUAAAAAUGGCAGUGCUUCAUAUUCAUUUUAUGCUAGGAUUGAAUCAAUUGGGCCUUUGGAAGUUCAAGGUACUUCUGAGCGUUUACAGAGGAAGCAGAUUACCCUUGUAGAUGGUGAUGGUGCCAGGUUAAAGUUUCUGUUGUGGGGCGAGCAAAUUAUUCUUUCCAAUCUCUUUAGUGUUGGAAGUAUGCUUGCACUGGAUAGACCUUAUAUUGAGAAUAUCACCGAAAGCAACUCUGAGCCGUCUGAAGAAUUAUGUCUUGAAUAUGGUAGUUCUACACAGUUAUUCUUGGUGCCAUUCAUGCAACAUGAAGAACAGGUACUUCCUACUCCCACCCAAACAAAGUACCAAGGAUCAAGAAAUUUGAAUGCGACGAUCCAGAGUCAGGGUCCCAAAUUUUCCCAAGUUUCCCUGCCCCAAAACUCGGAAGGAUCUAUUGACUUCAGUAAUUAUCCUUUUCGAUUGUACAUAAUCGAUCUUCAUGACAAAAUGACUGGGACAAGCCUUUAUGGUGUUAUAACAAACAUUGAAAGAGAAAAAAUCAACGUGGGAAAUGUUUUUUCUGUGACAAUUGAAGAUAGAACAGGAGCAAUUGUUGCAAAACUACACUUCAAAAGCUCUUGGUCUUUAGGAAGAUUGGGGUUUGGUCAUACAAUAUUCAUAUCAGGCUUGACUUGCUCUCUUACUAAGAAGAAGCUGCUUCAAGCAUCAUGGUUUGAAAAGGAUUCUGGAUCAUCUUUGGUUGACCUAAGCAGCUUGCCAGCAUUGCUUAACUCGUCAUGCCUCCAUCAACUAUCUCCUUUAUCCAAUAUCUCCAGCCACAUGAACACUAAUGUAUGUAUCGUUCACAUUGACCACAUUGAACUUCCUCAUGUGCACUCGAUGCUGUCUCAUGCUCUUUGUGGCCGUCAUGUAAAUGAGAGAUCUGAAGGAUUAGUUCAAUGCAGUUUCUGCAAUUCUAGCUGCGAUGGUCAACUUGUGCGCCGUUUCUACUUGAGAGUUACACUUGCAGAUGAAAGUGCAAAGGUUUUUGCUUGGUGUACGGGCCAAACUGCUGCAGAGCUGUUGCAGAUAUCUCCAGAUGAAUUCAGUGAGUUGCCUGAGGACGAACAAGCGAUGUACCUCUUCACCCUCGAGAAUGAAAGGUUCUUGGCUGCUAUCGUAAAUAGUAAUCCACAUAAGAUUAGAAGCAAUGCUGCAUCGAACGAGGCAAAUGAUCCAAACUGGGAGAUCACCAGAGCUCAAAGAUGCGAAUGAAGUGAUUUCAUUAGUACUUCUUCAGAUUUCGCUAUCGGGAGAAGGUUUAGGAUUUAUCGGAGCUUGACGACAUGGUGGUAACUUAAUACAGGCAAUAUGCUGCCUGAAGAAAAGAGAUUCCCCAAAAGCAGUCUAUUGAGGUUCAGUCUUUUUUGGUACCGUGUAUUAUUGUCAUGGGAUGAUGUACGUGUAUUAUUACUUAACUUUCCGAUAUAAAUGAGUAUUUAUUAAUGUAAAAUCUUGCUUCGUAGAA